CCGAGGACGGGCUCCGCAAGGCGGCUGGCGCCCCCGUGCUGCUCUUCUCCCGCGCCUCCGGCCUCCUCAUGGCAGGUCAAGUUCAAGAGGCCAUUCGGGAGUUUGAACAUAUUAAAAACAAACAAGAGGUGUCACUUUGCACAAUGAUGGCACUCAUCUAUGCCCACAAGAAGAGCUCUAAUCCAGAUCGAGAUGCUAUUCUGGAACUGGAUGCCAAAAUGAAGGAACAUCGUAAGACAGCAGGACAGCAGGCUUUGUACUUUGCAGGUUUGUUUUUGUGGCAUCUCGGCCGUCAGGAUAAAGCUCGUGAAUAUGUUGAUAGAAUGAUCAAAGUUUCUAAUGGAGAUAAAGAGGGAUUGAUUUUGAAAGCAUGGCUUGAUGUCACCUGUGGGAAAGAAGCCUAUAUUAAAAAAGCUGUGAAAUAUUUUGAUGAAGCAAUGCAGGAAGGGAUAGAUGUUUUUGCCCUGCUGGGUAAAGCACAAUAUUUUGAGGUCCGCCAAAAUUAUUCAGGAGCUUUGGAAACUGUGAACCAGAUAAUUGCAAAUUUCCCAAACUUCCUUCCUGCUUUCAUAAAGAAAAUGAAGCUACAGCUUGCUUUACAAGAUUGGGAACAGGCAGUUGAAACAGCACAAAGAUUGCUGCAGAAAGAUGCUCUUAAUUUGGAAGCCAUAAGAAUGGAAGUUCUUCAUUAUCUUUGUAGAGAAGGAAAUAUAACUGAGGCUGCAGCCAGGCUGGGAGACCUAAUUCAUGCACUGGAAAAACUUGAACCGCAUAAUCCUCAACUAUUUUGUAAAAUGGCACUAGCUUUCAGCAGAACAUGUGACCGGAACCAGCUCAUCCUUCAACAGACUCAAACCUUAGUUGAAAGAGCAUUUGGCUUGGCAUCACAUGAUGCAGAAAUUGCUACAGAACUUGGUUAUCAGAUGAUUUUACAAGAAAGAGUCAAAGAGGCUUUAAAAUGGUAUAAGACUGCUAUGACACUUGAUGAGACAAGUGUUUCUGCAUUGACUGGAAUUAUCCGUUGUCAGCUAAUAGAAGGACAGUUGGAAGAUGCAGAUCAGCAGUUGGAAUUUCUUAAUGAAAUUCAACAAAGCAUUGGGAAAUCUGGGCCUGCAAGUCCAGGACAGCCUCCUUCACCACUUCUCAAGCAGUGUGCCUCAGUUCUUGAAACUGUAGUAAAAACAGUGCCAGGUCUCUUACAAGCUGUCUUUUUGAUUGCAAAGGUGAAAUAUUUAUCAGGGGAUAUUGAAGCAGCUCACAGCAGCUUACAGCAUUGCCUUGAACAGAAUCCUUCUUAUGCUGAAGCUCACCUACUUAUGGCCCAGGUUUUUUUGGCCCAAAACAAUUUUAAACUCUGUUCUCAGUCUCUGGAACUUUGUCUGAGCUACAAUUUUGAGGUGAGGGAACACCCUUUAUAUCACUUAAUUAAAGCACAGACACAGAAGAAGAUGGGAGAAAUAUCAGAAGCUGUUAAGACCUUGCGAAUGGCAAGAAGUUUACCUGGAAUGAGGAGAUCUUCAGCUUCCUCAAAAUCAAAAGCAAAAAGAAUUGAAAUUGAUGCAUGUGACCGAGUGUCUGUUUUUCUUGAAUUGGUAGAUGCACAUUGUUUGAAUGGAGAACAGCAUGAAGCUGCUAAAGUACUGCAAGAUGCUAUUAAUGAAUUCUCUGGCACACCUGAAGAACUGAGAGUUGUGAUUGCUAAUGCAGACCUGGCCCUUGCACAAGGAGAUGUAGAACAAGCCUUGACCAUGCUCCGAAAUAUUACACCUGAGCAACCUUACUUUGUACAAGCCAAAGAAAAAAUGGCAGACAUUUACCUUCAGUACAGAAAAGACAAGAAGUUAUAUGCAAGCUGCUAUAGAGAUCUGGUAGAACAGUUGCCAAGUUCUCAUACUUUUCUUCUUCUUGGUGAUGCAUACAUGCAUAUUCAAGAGCCUGAAGAAGCCAUAGAAGUGUAUGAACAGGCUUUAAAGAAAAACCCCAAAGACGCAGCUUUGGCAAGUAAAAUUGGAAAAGCCCUAAUCAAAACUCAUAAUUAUUCAACGGCAAUUGGUUAUUAUGAAGCUGCAUUGAAGAGUGGUCAGCAGAAUUUCCUGUGUUAUGAUCUGGCUGAGCUGUUGAUGAAAUUGAGGCAAUAUGAAAAGGCAGAAAAAGUACUUCAGCAAGCUUUAGAUCAUGAACCAGUAAAUGAAUUAUCUUCUCUAAUGGAAGAUUGCCGUUACCAUGUUCUCCUAGCAAAAAUUUACAGCAAAAUGGAGAAGACUAAUGAAGCUAUUGUUUCAUUACAACAGGCUCGGGAGAUACAAGCCAGAGUACUCAAACGAGUUCAGAUAGAGCAAGUGGAUGCAGUUCCUACACAGAAGCAGCUGGCAGCUGAAAUUUGUGCAGAGAUUGCAAAACUUUCUACAGCCCAACGAAACUAUGAGAAAGCAAUUAAAUUUUACAGAGAAGCUCUUGUUCAUUGUGAAACAGAUAACAAGGUCAUGUUGGAACUUGCACGUUUGUACCUAGCACAAGAUGAUACAGAUGCCUGCCAACAUCAGUGUGCAUUGUUGCUUAAAAACGACCAAGAUAAUGAAGCAGCAACAAUGAUGAUGGCUGACCUCAUGUUCAGGAAGCAGAACUAUGAAGAAGCUGUAUUUCAUUUUCAGCAGCUCUUGGAAUGCAAGCCAGAUAAUUAUGCAACUCUGUCACGUUUGAUUGAUUUAUUAAGAAGAGCUGGGAAGUUAGAGGAAGUUCCAAGAUUUUUUGUAAUGGCUGAGAAACAUUCUUCCAGAGCAAAACUAGAGCCAGGUUUUCACUAUUGCAAAGGAUUAUAUCUUUGGUAUACUGGUGAACCAAAUGAUGCUCUUCGACAUUUUAAUAAAGCUCGGAAAGACAGUGAUUGGGGACAGAAUGCAGUUUAUAACAUGAUUGAAAUUUGUUUGAAUCCUGAUAAUGAAACAGUAGGUGGCGAAGUAUUUGAAAACCUGGAUGGUGACCUAGGUAAUUUGACAGAAAAGCAGGAGUCUGUACAGCUAGCUGUGAGAACAGCAGAAAAACUCCUGAAGGAACUCAAACCCCAUACCAUUCAGGGUCACAUUCAACUUCGCAUUAUGGAAAAUUAUUGUCUAAUGGCAACCAAACAGAAAUCAAAUGUUGAACAAGCAUUAAACACCUUUACUGAAGUAGUAGUUGCUGAGAAGGAUCAUAUCCCAGCUCUUUUAGGAAUGGCUACAGCCUACAUGAUAUUAAAACAAACUCCACGAGCCAGAAAUCAGUUGAAACGCAUUGCGAAAAUGAACUGGAAUCCCAUUGAUGCAGAAGAGUUUGAAAAGAGCUGGCUGCUGCUUGCUGAUAUUUACAUUCAAUCUGCAAAAUAUGAUAUGGCAGGUGAACUCUUAAAACGGUGUCUCCGUCACAACAGGUCCUGUUGCAAAGCCUAUGAGUAUAUGGGAUACAUAAUGGAAAAAGAACAAGCAUAUAAAGAUGCAGCAGUAAAUUAUGAGCUGGCGUGGAAGUAUGGAAACCAAACAAAUCCAACAGUAGGAUACAAGCUGGCAUUUAAUUACUUGAAAGGGAAGAGAUAUGUUGACGCUAUUGAUGUCUGUCAUAAGGUCCUAGAGGCACACCCGAACUACCCAAAGAUCAGAAAGGAAAUACUUGAUAAGGCCCGUGCAUCUUUAAGAACCUGAAACUUGUUUGAAUGGCUUACUAAUUUUUUUAAAUUUGUAAACAAUGAAUCUGAUGUUACAGUGCUAGGGGCCAUAUCAGUUCCUAAAGAUGGGGACUGCUUGAUACUUUAUCAACUCUCGUAUGCUGUUUCCCUUUGAGGAAAAAAGAGAUAAUUUCUUUAUAGCAGUGAGCUUGUUUUCUCUAGUAGAAAUGGAUCUAAUAAACUGAAGCACAAAUACUAUGUUAAUUAUACGUUUUUACUAGAUGGGAAACUAGAUGACAACUGGUGGCGAUCUUCCAACAGGAACUAUCUUUAAAUUUUACAAACAUGACCAGUGCUUGGCCAGUCCUCCUCCUCAACAGGAAGAAGUAUUGCUGUUCUAUGUUAAAAAAAAAAAAAAAAA
This is a messenger RNA of Alligator sinensis (Chinese alligator), 4058 nucleotides long. RefSeq names its product tetratricopeptide repeat domain 21B (gene TTC21B). Gene Ontology annotation, cellular component: intraciliary transport particle A. The record is from RefSeq and is a predicted model, not a curated record. Gene Ontology annotation, biological process: protein localization to cilium; intraciliary retrograde transport. NCBI's taxonomy places the organism in Eukaryota, Metazoa, Chordata, Crocodylia, Alligatoridae. Gene Ontology annotation, molecular function: identical protein binding. The transcript is spliced from 27 exons. Bases 69 to 3674 code for a protein of 1201 amino acids.